Messenger RNA from Syngnathoides biaculeatus (alligator pipefish), 1081 nucleotides. It is a transcript of the gene qdpra, whose product is annotated as quinoid dihydropteridine reductase a. NCBI's taxonomy places the organism in Eukaryota, Metazoa, Chordata, Actinopteri, Syngnathiformes, Syngnathidae. The coding region runs from base 127 to 837 and encodes 236 amino acids. Gene Ontology annotation, biological process: L-phenylalanine catabolic process; tetrahydrobiopterin biosynthetic process. Gene Ontology annotation, cellular component: cytoplasm. The record is from RefSeq and is a predicted model, not a curated record. Gene Ontology annotation, molecular function: NADH binding; NADPH binding; 6,7-dihydropteridine reductase activity. The transcript is spliced from 7 exons.
GAAUUCCGCUCCACCAACCUGUUGCUGUGCCGGGGGAGCCGCCUCCUCUCCUCCUUCCUCUUUUUCCUCAGUCCCUCUUCGCCUCUUUUCUGCUCACUCCGUGGCCGCUCCAGUCCGAAAAGAAGCAUGGCUGCCAACAAAGUGAUAGUUUACGGCGGAAGGGGCGCGCUGGGCUCCAAAUGUGUCCAACAUUUCAAAUCCAGAGGAUGGUGGGUGGCCAACAUCGACUUGGGCGCUAACGAGGAGGCUAACGAGAACGUCAUUGUCAAGAUGACGGACUCCUUCUGCGAGCAGGCUGGCCAGGUCACAGCAGAUAUUGCCCAGUUGCUCGGCGAGCAGAAGGUGGAUGCCAUUUUGUGUGUGGCCGGCGGCUGGGCAGGAGGAAACUGCGGUUCCAAAGACUUGUACAAGAACACAGAUCUGAUGUGGAAACAAAGCGUGUGGACCUCCACCAUCUCCAGCCACCUGGCGGCCGUCCACCUAAAACCGGGAGGUCUGUUGACUUUGGCCGGGGCCAAACCCGCUCUGUCGGGGACCGGAGGCAUGAUUGGCUACGGGAUGGCUAAGGCUGCUGUGCACCAGCUAUGUCAGAGUCUGGCCAGCAAAAACAGCGGGAUGCCUUCAGGGGCCGCUGCGGUGGCCAUCUUGCCGGUUACCUUGGAUACACCCAUGAACAGGAAGUUCAUGCCGGACGCCGAUUUUGGCACGUGGACACCUCUGGACUAUGUUGCGGAAAUGUUCCUCAAGUGGGCCCUGGGCGCCGACAGGCCUGCGUCGGGCAGCCUGAUGCAGCUGAUCACUUCCGGCGGGGAAACUCGGGCCGUAGCAACGCCCUAGAGGACGGGCGGACGGACGGACUGAGAGAUGGACAGGCGGGGGGUGUGGCCAGAAGAUAAGGAUAGAGAAGCGAUAGAAAGGCUCACAGAGUGAUGGAGUUUGAAGGCAAGACAGGGGGGGAAAAAAAGGUAAAGGGUUUAGUGUCACAUGAAGGACAACAGCGUUAUCUAGUUGUGGAUGUCAGUAUUGCUGUGACAGUAUUGGAUGCUCGUUAACAACAUGAUUAAAAAGUAUCAUAAAAGGA